UCCUGUUUCUUCAGUUGGAAACAUCAAGUGAACCAGGAAGUGUUUGCACAGCUGCUUCCAUGCUGCUAGAACCAGCACCAGGUCAGCUGACUCUCAGCAGGGUCAUGUGGAGCUAAAAUUAGCCAGCAGAUCUGAGGUCAGCUUACAGCAGCAUGGAGGACGGCUGCAGGGCUCCAAGGAUCCUCAGAGGGGAAUGAGCCUGCAGCUCAGAGGUCAAAGGUUGCCCCACCUGUGACAUCAUCUGGCUGUCAUGGCGGGUGCGGUGGUCUGCAGCUCGGUGAGCUCCAUCAAAGCUCUGUGGGAGACGCGAAUCAAGAGAGUUAAGGAGGAGGAGGAGCAGAGGAGGCAGAAAUCCAGGGGCGGGACCACAGGCAGACUCGGCGUCCGGGUCUGGGAGGACCGGGCGAUUCUGGCUCGGCUGAAGGAAAAGCUGCAGACAGAAGAUGGAAGACUGGUUCUCCGCAUUGAACAAGAGGAGUGGAAGAGCUUGCCAGCAUGCCUGGUCCAAUUCAUUCAGGUCCAGGAGUGGCAGAUCCACAGGACUGGCCUGCUAAAGAUUCCUAAUUAUAUCUCAAGCUUUCAGAACCUUCUGGUUCUGGAUCUGUCCCGUAAUGCAGUCACAGAGAUCCCGAAACAGAUUGGUAAAUUGACCCGGCUCAGAGAACUGCUGCUGAGCUACAACAGAAUCCAGUUCGUCCCUGAAGAACUGAGUGGAUGUGAGAGUCUGGAGAGACUAGAACUGGCUAUGAACCGGGACCUCAACGAGCUUCCAGACCAGCUGAGGAACCUUAAGAGGCUUCAGCACUUGGAUUUAUCCAUGAACGACUUCCUCUUCUUCCCGGACUGUGUGGUCGCCAUGCCGGGUCUGGAGUGGCUGGACAUGGGAGGAAACCGCCUGCAGCUAUUACCUGACGACAUCUACAGGAUGGAGAAGCUGCACACGCUUUGGCUGCAGAGGAACGAGCUGGAAAAACUCCCAGAAAGCAUCAGCAGGAUGGCAAGUUUGGACACGCUGGUCCUCAGCUGCAACAGGUUAAGAGACAUCCCGUCACUGAUGGAGGACAUGACCAACCUCAGGUUUGUAAAUUUCAGAGACAACCCUCUGACCAUGGAUGUGACCCUGCCUCCGAGGAAGGCGGCCGAGGACGGAGAGGACGAGGACGACAGGGAGAUGUUUGGACGGGAGUUCAUGCAGAUGUACAUCCAGGAGGCGCGGAAGAGAUCCUACGCUGUGCUCAACAUGCACUGCGUCAACCAGAACGAUGAGGAUUCAGCUGAUAGAUAACCAACACUCAUCGGUUCUGGAAUCCCUGCUUCUUCUGGGCUCUACAGAAGCUAAUCUAUAAAAAUCCAGCAAAUUCAUCAACCGAUUCACUGGAUAAGAACCAAAACACAGUUUGGAUCAAGAGAUACGCAGCAAAGACCUGAAACGUCUUUAAUAGAAAAUGAUUUAAAGAAAUGUAGCUGAGGAAGAGUUCCCCUUCAAUUAAACAAGUUUUUAUGUAAAGUCUGAUCCCCUUAUUUCAACGGCAGGGUCCAAUAAGCAUUUAGAACCGGCCCAUCUGAACCUCAGACCAGCAGAACAUCAGGAGGAGGAGGAGGGUACUGCUGUCAGUAAGACGUUCUCCAGAGUCACUGCCGGAUCUACGUAGCGGGUCAGUUUGCUGCUGAAUCCUUGGGUCCUCAGGAAGUCCCGCCUGCCGCUGUCAAUCAGAACUUUGCAGAGACGACCCAGCUGCUCCCGCUCAGCUGCUGUCCAAAACCUACAGAACCACAGACUCAUCACUGUCAAUAAAUCUUUGGAUUAAUCCAAGAAA
This is a messenger RNA of Cyprinodon tularosa, 1817 nucleotides long. RefSeq names its product leucine rich repeat containing 39 (gene lrrc39). Lineage: Eukaryota; Metazoa; Chordata; Actinopteri; Cyprinodontiformes; Cyprinodontidae. Gene Ontology annotation, molecular function: protein binding. The transcript has 9 exons. The record is from RefSeq and is a predicted model, not a curated record. The coding region runs from base 251 to 1285 and encodes 344 amino acids.